Molecule: messenger RNA, 978 nt
Organism: Equus caballus (horse)
Lineage: Eukaryota; Metazoa; Chordata; Mammalia; Perissodactyla; Equidae
Source: RefSeq, a predicted model, not a curated record
AUGGGAGCCAAGAGCUCCUUUGAGAUUUCCACUAAAUUUUCCGUGGAGAAGGAGAGAGAUCUGGCUGCAGCUGUGGACCUGCGCUGUGGUGCAGAACCAGAGAACCAGGCUUCCCUUACAACGCUGCAUGACACCCCCUUAAAGAAGCACAUGCCACCGGAUGGUGCCUUCGUCAUCUACAAACGGUCUCGUCCACUGUUGGACAUUCUGAACCCGGACAGGUGGCUGCUGCACAGCGUGGCCAGAGACCACCCUGAACAGACCCGGCACAACCGAAGACGGCUCAAGGAAGUGGGGGUGCUCUCGACUGGGUGCUUCCAGGAAGCAGGCGUGCUUUUGUGCUGGAGCAUCUCGAUCACUCCCAUCUGGCAGGCAGAGGCACGAGGCGAGACUGCGGCGCUGUCGGUCCAGAGCAGCGAGGACGGCGUCAGCUGCCGGAGGGACCCUGCUCGUCUCCGGGGGUCGCACAGGGACUUCUCCGCUGCUGAGGCCGGGCUCGCCCACCUCCUCGCAGUUCUCGACGUCCGGAGAAGUGGCCCCUCGUUCCGAAAGUCGCGAGGGGCUUCGGUGAUCCCAGGGACGAGCCGGCUCCUGCCCGGGGGCGGGGCCAGGAGGCGCGACCCCCGCCCUCACCGUGCUUCUUCCCCGCGCGUGCGCACUGGGCUCGGGACAGCGCGGACGCCAGCGGUGGGGAUUCCUGUCCCCGCCGAGCCCCCGGAACGCGGGACCAGCUUCCGCUCUGCCGCAUGUGCCGCUGCUUCCGGCCGCCCACGGGUCCUCGCCGAGGCCGCGGGGAAAGUGCGGGGGCUGCGGGCCCAGGCGCGCCAGGCUGCGGUGAGGCCCGCGGGGAGGCGGCGGUGGGCCCCGCGCCCCCGGCCCGAGAGGCGGCCCCUCCGCAGGCCUCGGCCGCUGGAGUCGGGGAAGCACUAUUCACAAUAGCCAAGAUAUGGAAACAGUCCAAGUGCCCUUCUACAGGUG